This is a messenger RNA of Cucurbita pepo subsp. pepo (vegetable marrow), 1684 nucleotides long. RefSeq lists its product as uncharacterized. Lineage: Eukaryota; Viridiplantae; Streptophyta; Magnoliopsida; Cucurbitales; Cucurbitaceae. The record is from RefSeq and is a predicted model, not a curated record.
ACACUCGAGAGCCACAAAAAUCCCUGCUAAUUUCUCUAUCUUCAUCAUCAUCUUCUUCAUCUUCACCGGCGACGACCAUCGGGCCGGUGAAAUGAAUAUUCCGGUAACCGACUCUUCCGAAUCUGCACACACUCUUCGAAUCUCCGAUCAUCGCCGUCAUGUGUUUCACGAAAAGCUCUGAUCCGAAAUCCAAAUUUCUCGCUCGCUUAGUCACGAAGUUAUCCGCUCCAGCUCCAUGGAAAUUCGGGGAAAGAUGAAGAUUCAACCCAUUGAUAUCGAUACUCCUACUGGAAGAGUUGCCAUUCGUGCUGAUCCGGGCAAACAGGUUCUGAAAUCGCGUCUCAGAAAGCUAUUUGACCGUCCCCCUAAUGUUCUGAAGAAUUCUUCUGCGGAGAAGCCGAUUGCCGCUGGGGAAGCUGCUCAGUUCAUCAUCAACAAAGAUGGAGGCUCUGAGUUCGAGCCAAGUUCCAUUUGUUUGGCUAAAAUGGUGCAGAGUUUCAUAGAGGAGAGUAAUGAAAAGCAGUUGUCGGUGGCGACUGCUGUGAAAAAUGGUCGCAACCGUUGCAAUUGCUUCAACGGGAACAAUAAUGACAGCUCCGAUGAUGAGUCCGAUGACUUCGGCGGUGGUUUUGGUGAAUCUGUACCAAUCGGAUCAUCUGGUGCCGAUGUUUCCGACUUGCUCAAGAGUCUGAUUCUUUCCGCUAGCGUAGCCGAGAGAAACCUCUUAGCCGACACCGCGAAGAUCUUUGAGAAGAACAACAAGAUUCACAAGAAGAAAGACGAUUUGAGAGAAGUUGUCACAGAUGGCCUUUCUUCUCUAGGUUACGAUUCUUCAAUCUGUAAAUCAAAAUGGGACAAAUUCCCUUCACAUCCUGCAGGGGAAUAUGAAUACAUCGAUGUGAUAGUGGAGGGGGAGAGAUUGCUGAUCGACAUAGAUUUCAGAUCGGAGUUUGAAAUCGCUCGUUCAACCGGAAUGUACAAGGCGAUCCUCCAAUUACUUCCAAAUAUCUUCGUCGGCAAACCGGAUCGUCUAGGUCAAAUCGUCUCGAUCGUAUCGGAGGCUGCGAGACAAAGCUUGAAAAAGAAGGGGAUGCACUUUCCGCCAUGGAGGAAAGCCGAAUACAUGAGAGCCAAAUGGCUUUCCCCUCACAUCAGAUCCAAACCUCCGAUUCCAUCGCAAAAAGAAAUCGAAAACUCUAACAACGAGCAAUCGCCGACAGAAACGGAUUGCGGAGACUUCGAAAUGAUAUUCGGCGACGAAACGACAACAUCACCUCCUGAGAGUGAAUCGAUCGCUUCAUCAUCUCCUCCGCAGAAAGGUUUCAAUGACGGCGAGAAGGCUGCAGUGGCAGUGACGGCCUGGCAACCUCCGGCGAUCAAACCGAAGAGUCUCGAUAGAGGAGCUAAGAUCGUUACGGGAUUAGCAUCAAUCCUGAAAGAGAAUCCGUAAAAAUUUUGGGGUUUUUUUUUUUCUUUUUUUCUUUUUUGAAAUAUCAUAAAAAAAAAAUAAUUAUGUGGGGGUAAAUAGUAAAUAUCCGGAAAUGUAUGGGCUUUUGUUUAAUUGAGAAAAAAAAAAGAAAAAAAAAAAGAAAAUGAAAGGAAAAUCCUUCCGGUUUUUUGAUUGUAGGGAUAUUCUAGUCUGUAAUGGGCAGCAAAUUUGGCUUACCCAAUCUUUUUGUAAAAA